This is a messenger RNA of Salvia splendens (bonfire salvia), 2976 nucleotides long. Its product is annotated as probable receptor-like serine/threonine-protein kinase At5g57670. Gene Ontology annotation, molecular function: ATP binding; protein kinase activity. The transcript has 9 exons. Lineage: Eukaryota; Viridiplantae; Streptophyta; Magnoliopsida; Lamiales; Lamiaceae. The record is from RefSeq and is a predicted model, not a curated record. Bases 322 to 2670 code for a protein of 782 amino acids. Gene Ontology annotation, biological process: protein phosphorylation.
UGGCCCAUAUGAAGGCCGAAAAGCAAAGCAUGUAAAUCAUAAUAACACAACCAAAGAAAUGCACCAAUAGCUUCUAAAUCUAAACCAAUUUCUUUUAUUUUUGUUGGGAAAGAAGCAUAUGAUCUACUGAGUUCUGACAUCCAACAUAUGCUAAAAUCUUGAAAAGCAAACCAAAAAUUCAGUUAUAUACAAAUAACCACCGCAAGAUCCCACCUUUCCUCACACACACAUAUAUAAGCAAUCCCUUUUCUCUCUACAUGAGUCUUGCGAUUCCUUCCGUGACUAAGACAUAAUCACACCCUCUUUCUCAACACUACUCCGAUGGUGGCUGCCGCCGCCGAAGACUGCUCCGCCGGGCGCACGGUGGUGGUGGGCGUCAAGCUCGACUCCUACAGCAGAGAGCUCCUCACGUGGGCUCUCGUUAAAGUCGCCCACGCCGGUGAUCGCGUCAUCGCUCUUCAUGUUCUCAAGAACAACGAAAUUGUUGAUCGUGAUGGAAAAUCAUCCCUUCUCUCUCUAGUUAAAGCUUUCGAUUCAAUUCUUGAAGUUUAUGAAGGAUUCUGUAAUUUAAAGCAGGUUGAUCUCAAACUAAAGAUCUGCAGAGGUUCGUCGAUUCAGAAAAUCCUUGUUCGUGAAGCUAAAUCUUACUACGCGUCGGAAGUUAUAGUGGGAACGGCUCAAACUCAUCACACGAUUCGUUCUUCAGCAUCCGUUGCUAAAUACUGUGCAAAGAAACUGUCAAAGGAAUGUGCUGUGUUGGCUGUGAACAAUGGGAAGGUUGUGUUUCACCGCGAAUCUAGUUUGGCAGCGUCGCGUGUUAGUGUCAAAGAACUCGAACAUAAUCGUAGGAAUGGUUUACUUUCUGCUCUGCAAAGAUCGUUCAGCAAGAACAUCAAAGUGCUUAACGAAGGUGGUGAUCCGAUUAGGCCAAUGCUGACAUGGGGAGAAAGUGGUUGUGGUAGACCAGACUUGGUUGAGCAGAAAUGCUCGAUUUGCACGCCAGAUUCAGUGACAUGGCAUGACUCGUGCAGGGAGGCAGCUGAGGUGCCUUCAAAGGAUGAAGGUAAGAGGGAGAGGGAUUCUUCGAUGGCGAUUGUUCCGGUGAAGAAGGUGGAGGUUGCAUCCGGUUCGGUGUCGUUGUUGCUAGGGGGGUUGUCUGAAGUGAAGCCUGGUUGGCCGCUUCUUCGCCAUGCCAUGGUUCGUAACACUAGCUCUUCACAGAUUCAGCAAGUGAGACAGAUAUCCGUGGUUCAGUGGGCGAUGAGGCUACCGAGUAGAUAUGGAUUGUUUAUCGAGAAUUCGACUAGGAAAGACUCUGACUCCUCAAAUCAUGACCAAGAUCAUCAACUAGAUGGAGAGAGUGGUGCAAUUGUUCCUGUUGGGAAUGAGGCCGUGUCUGUUCCAUCGAGCCCCGACUCCGUUUCAAGGUCCUUGCCGGAGGAGCUGGAGGGCCUUCACGAGAAGUACUCGGCCACGUGCAGACUGUUUAAGUUCAGGGAACUUGAGCUAGCUACCUCCAACUUCAGAAAAGGGAGCAUAAUAGGUAAAGGAGGCAGUAGUCAGGUCUAUCGAGGUUGCCUUCCCGAUGGGAAGGAGCUUGCCGUGAAGAUCUUGAACCCAUCCGAGACUGCUCUGAAGGAGUUUGUCCUAGAAAUCGAGAUCAUCACCGCGAUACAUCACAAAAACAUAAUCUCACUCUUUGGAUUCUGUUUUGAAGACAAUCAUCUUCUCUUGGUGUAUGAUUUUCUAUCAAGAGGAAGCCUUGAAGAUAAUCUUCAUGGUGAUAAGAAGGAUCCGUUCUCAUUUGGGUGGAACGAGAGGUAUAGGGUCGCUAUAGGUGUCGCUGAGGCUUUGGAGUAUCUCCACAACAGAGAAGGGCAGCCUGUGAUCCACAGAGAUGUUAAGUCAUCAAACAUACUUCUAUUCGAUGAUUUCGAGCCUCAGCUUUCAGACUUUGGGCUUGCUAAAUGGGCAUCACCGAAUUCGACUCACAUAACUUGCACUAACGUUGCUGGCACGUUCGGAUAUUUGGCUCCUGAGUAUUUCAUGUAUGGGAAGGUAAACGAGAAGAUAGAUGUCUACGCCUAUGGAGUAGUUCUUCUCGAGCUUCUCUCGGGGAGGAAGCCGAUAAGCAGCAACUGCCUUAAAGGACAAGAGAGCCUUGUUAUGUGGGCGAAGCCAAUUCUGACAUCGGGAAAGCUCACCACGUUGCUUGAUCCGAACCUAGGAAGCAACUAUGAUCAUGAUCAAGUGGAGAGGAUGAUUCUAGCUGCGUCGCUCUGCAUCAGACGUGCACCACGUGCUCGACCCCAGAUGGGCCAAGUAAGCGGUUCUAGUCUUCGUCUCACUCCAAGAAAAGAGUUCGACUUAACACUCCUUUGUUGUUGGCAGGUUUUGAAGCUUCUCCGAGGCGAUCAUGAGGCCGUGAAGUGGGCUAGACUGCAAGUGAACGCUUCUGAAGGGCCUGUUUACAUUGAAGUUAGCAACUCCGUGGAAGGGUUUGAUGCAAUAGACGACGAAACCAUCUCACAAUCCAAUAUGCAGUCCCACCUCGACCUUGCAAUGCUUGGCGUGGAGGAGGAUUUGCUCUCCGUGAGUAGCAGCGAGCAGAGGGUUUCCUUGGAAGAUUAUCUACGAGGUAGGCGGAGUCGCUCUUCUAGCCUCGACUAAUUGUGUUUUCUUGCAAAAUGCAAGGAGAACAAAGGGGAAAGGAACUCUAGUAGUGUGCUUGUGUGUUUUGUUUGAUGGUUGUAUGUUGGCAUUUGUUACUCAUGGUGAAUGUGGGGCUUGGAUGUGAGGUUGGUUUGUAGUUUUGUCCUCCUCCUCCUUCCCUUAGUAGUUGUGAGAGUGAAGCCAUUCUUUUUGGUUUUUUUCAAUCAGAAUAUUUAGGUUUUGAUUCAAAAAAACCAUCUAAGUGUAGUUAUAUAGUGAUUACAUUAUACAUAAUAAUGUGGUCAUAUUCAUUCUCUUCUUCUA